Messenger RNA from Manis javanica (Malayan pangolin), 3271 nucleotides. It is a transcript of the gene UNC119B, whose product is annotated as unc-119 lipid binding chaperone B. Gene Ontology annotation, cellular component: cilium. Gene Ontology annotation, molecular function: lipid binding. NCBI's taxonomy places the organism in Eukaryota, Metazoa, Chordata, Mammalia, Pholidota, Manidae. The record is from RefSeq and is a predicted model, not a curated record. Gene Ontology annotation, biological process: nervous system development; cilium assembly; lipoprotein transport.
GGCGGCGGCCAUCUUGGCGGCGGAGCCAUGAGCGGGUCCAACCCGAGGGCUGCGGCCGCGGGCUCGGCGGCUGGGCCCGGGGGGCUCCUGGCUGGCAAGGAGGAGAAGAAGAAGGCGGGCGGCGGUGUCCUGAACCGGCUCAAGGCGCGGCGGCAGGCGGCCGACGACAGCAUCGGGGCAGCGGUCACGGAGCAGGAGCUGCUGGCUCUGGACACCAUCCGGCCCGAGCACGUCCUGCGCCUCAGCCGGGCCACCGAGAAUUAUUUAUGUAAACCGGAAGACAACGUCUACAGUAUUGAUUUCACUCGCUUCAAAAUUCGAGACUUGGAGACAGGGACAGUGCUUUUUGAGAUUGCCAAACCUCGUGUUUCAGACCAAGAGGAGGAGGAGGAGGAGGAGGAAGGUGGGGAUGUGGAUGUCAGUGCAGGACGUUUCGUCCGUUAUCAGUUCACACCCGCAUUUCUGCGCCUCCGGACAGUUGGGGCUACGGUGGAGUUCACAGUGGGAGACAAACCUGUGUCAAACUUCCGGAUGAUCGAACGGCACUAUUUCCGGGAACGCUUGCUGAAGAACUUUGACUUUGAUUUCGGCUUCUGCAUCACCAGCAGUAGGAACACUUGUGAACAUAUCUAUGAGUUUCCCCAGCUUUCCGAGGAUGUCAUUCGUCUGAUGAUUGAAAAUCCUUAUGAGACUCGUUCUGACAGCUUCUACUUUGUUGACAACAAGCUGAUAAUGCACAACAAGGCUGAUUAUGCCUAUAACGGAGGCCAGUAAACCGCUGCAGGAGUGGACAGGGAGGCGCUUUGCUGUGGCCCAAGUUCCUGGCACAUGGGGGUGCUUGAAGCUGCAGCUUAUCAACACACUCCCAGGAAGCCAAGACUGGGGUGGCAGUUUUCUGUGCUCCAAGAGAGUGCCAAGCAGUGCUGUGUUUUCUUCCCAGUAUUUUUUCUUCCCUUUUUCCCCCUGUCCCUUAGGUUGCAGCAGCGGUACUGUAGUAAAGUGAGAGAUUGAAAUACAGAUGAAAAACAACAUUUAUUUUCAUGGGCUCAUAGCUGCCUCCUGCUUGUCCUAAUGAGCCUGGGUCUCUCUGGGCACAGUUGUGCCAGGGUGAGAAGGCUCUGGUCAGCCGGCUUGUAGGUUAGCAGCUCUUAAGGUAGGGUCCUGGGUGUGGCGGGAAGCAGAAAGGUGGGCCUCUUCUGGGCAGCACCUCUCACUUCUGGUGUUGCCAUCAGCACUGUCUGACCUCAGCCUGUGCAUAGUCCUAAACCAAUUGGAAAAAUACUUAAAAGAGGGUGGAAGGGAGGAGAGGCGCCAAGAGUCAGGGCGCUAGGGAUGGAUGAGGCCUCCAAAUGGAGAGAUCCGUGUUGUAGAGAGGCCUGCUUAUCUGUCUGACAUCUGGGAUCAUCGGCCUGUCCUCUGGGGAUACACCAAGGUGCAGCCUGGCAGUGCCUUCCUGUUCUCAUUUUGGAAGAAAGAUGCACUUGCCCUGCUUCUGGCUCCUAACAUUUGAGUACUCUUCAGGUAGAAUGUGUUGGGUUUGUUCUUGGGAACAGUAGUAUCUUUUGAGGCCAGAACAGGCCUCACUGUAUUUUGUUUUUUAUUUCUAGGCUUCUUUUUGGGAGAUUUUAUAAGUGUCAGUGGUGUUCCCAGCGUGCGUUGUGUGUGGUUAGACUUCUGCUAGUGUUAAUCAGGCUCCUGGGGCUAAUCUGGCUCAUGUUGGGCCUGAGUAUAGUUACAAACCAGCAGCUACUUAAAAGAGUGCUGGUUUUCACUACAGAGCAUAGCCUGGAGGGUUGGCUUUUGAUGGGGAUUUGCCAGAGAACUCUCUGGAUUUCUUAUUUAGGAGGAUUUUCCUGUCUGCCUUUAUAUUGAGGUAGUUUCUGGAACCAUCCUGGCAGGUCAGAGUUAAGUAAUGCAUAUUCUGAUCCUUCAAACUCCUAAUUGGAAUUUUGGGUGUUUGGAAAGGGUGAAAUAGGCUGAUGUGGCCUAUCAGAGAGAUGUGUUCUCGGAAUACCUUCCUUGCGGUCCUGUGGGCUACUUUUGCCCUUAGGCCCUUAUCAGAUAGAUCUUGCCCCCUCAGCUCCCGUGCGGUUUUCCGACUGUGUAGGCGGCUAUAACGCUCAGCCUGAAUGCUGUGAUCCUCUGAUAAGAUUGUUGCAGUGGCCAGGAUUUAGCACUGACAGACAGGUAGCAGCAGGAAGAGCCUAGGGAUGUGGUAACAGUCCCUGUGCCCAAGAUGCUUGAGAGAAAGGUCAUGUGGGGCCAGCACGCUGCCACAAAAGCCCCAGGGUAUCCACUGACCAGGGUUGCCCCCUGAUUGGAUUCCAGAGCGUGAGUGGCCUUGAUCGGGGCUGUUUCAGAUGCUGGCAGCUUUCUCACUGAGAAAACCUUGGGUCAGCCCCUGUGUGCUGCCACUGGAUCCAGCCACCGAGUGAGGGAAGAGACUGUGUACCCUGUGGAAUGGGUUCUCAACGCCAGACAGAGUGAAUCUCAGAACUGGAGUCAGCACAAAUCCAGGUGCCUUACGUGUGGCUGCGUCUCAUGUGCUGCUGGGGAAAGCUGCAUCGCUCUCAUUCGCUCCUCAGCUGCGGACAGACGUCAGCACUGCCUCCCUCUGCUAUGUACUGUGGCUCCCCUAACAUACCUGUGCAUUCCUAUCGAGCUUCAGAACAACCAGUUCUCAGAAGCCCAUUGGUAGAGUUUCUACUUUUUGGUACUUAUCUAGGAGGUGGUUUCUGGAGCUGCCCAGAGCGGCUCAACAGAGUGUGUCUGGGUAGUGCGUUGCAGUGCAGCCUGUGUCUUGUAGAUAGUGGGCCAUCUUUUUCUCUGUAGUGUUAGCUUCUGCUAGGAGGAGGACCACGGGCAGAGGAGGCAGGCAUUCUGGCUUGAACAGUGCUGUGUCCCUGUCCUCAUCAGCUUGCUUUUGGUGUCACUGGAGACCAGGUUGAGGCCAGCUGCUCAGUCUGAACCCAGUGGGACAGGGAUUUGCCAUUUCCUGCUCCUGAAGGUCUGGUGUUCUCCAGACAUUUUUUGUACCUGCAACUACAAAUUCUUAUGUCUAGCUACUCAGGAAAUCUUGAGAAGCAUUGCCAUACCAGGGUGUUAACCAGGGUGAGUUUUAGAUACAAGCUUUUGUGCCUGAAUUGGGGAGAGAAUUGGAAGUCAUCUUUUGAAUGUAGUGGAAUCAAUCAGAAGUUGAAUCAGGAGGUCAUGUGAUUGAGGAAUCUGGACUAUACUCUAUACUGACAACAGUGGUCUUUUUUUUUUUUUU